Molecule: messenger RNA, 1808 nt
Organism: Antechinus flavipes (yellow-footed antechinus)
Lineage: Eukaryota; Metazoa; Chordata; Mammalia; Dasyuromorphia; Dasyuridae
Product: 5-hydroxytryptamine receptor 3C-like
Exons: 10
Coding region: 1-1392 (463 amino acids)
Biological process (GO): regulation of membrane potential; nervous system process; signal transduction
Cellular component (GO): neuron projection; membrane; synapse
Molecular function (GO): neurotransmitter receptor activity; transmembrane signaling receptor activity; extracellular ligand-gated monoatomic ion channel activity
Source: RefSeq, a predicted model, not a curated record
AUGGGUGAGAUGCCUACGGUUCCAGGGACCCUCUUUGGUCCCUUCAAGCCUGAGCAAGCAGAACCCUGUAGUAUUGCAGGGGUAAAAACCGGGGCCAUUGGUUCUACCUUCACCCAAAGCAGCAAUAGUUUCACCAUCAACUGCUCAGGAUUUGAUGUAAACGGACUAAACCAGACUGCUUUUAAGUCUGUGUUUGACAGAAAGGCCUUCCGACCGGUGGUCAACUUCAGCGUCCCCACCAGGGUCAACAUCUCCUUCACCUUAUCUGCCAUUCUGGAAGUGAAUGCACAGAUCCAGCUCCUUACAUCAUUCCUCUGGCUUGAGUUGUUCUGGGAAAACCCAUUCAUCAGCUGGAACCCUGAGGAGUGUGGAGGAAUCACGGACCUCACUGUGGCAGCUGAGAACUUCUGGCUUCCGGAUAUCUUCAUCGUGGAGUUCAUGGACAUUGAUCAGACGCCGACACAGCUUGUUGCAUAUGUGAAUAGUAAAGGCCUCAUCAAGUACAAGAAACCCAUGAAGGUGACCAGCAUCUGUAACCUGGACAUCUUCUACUUCCCCUUUGACCAGCAAAACUGCACUCUGACCUUCACCUCUUUCCUCUACACAGUGAACGACAUGUUGUUGGGGCUGGACAAGGAAGUGUGGGAGAUGGCAAACACUUCACAGCAUUUCGUCCAGAACCAAGGGGAGUGGCAGUUGCUGGGCAUCAACAAAGCAAGCCGAAAGAUGGCAGUGGGAUCCAGCCUUUAUGACCAGAUCAUGUUCUAUGUGGCCAUCCGGCGCCGACCCAGACUCUACAUCAUAAAUCUCCUGGUGCCCAGUGGCUUUCUGAUAGCAAUUGAUGCCCUCAGUUUCUUCCUGCCAGCUGAGGAUGGCAACCGGCCCCCUUUCAAGAUGACUCUGCUGCUGGGAUACACUGUCUUCCUGCUCAUGAUGAAUGAUUUAUUGCCAGCCAGCGGCACCCCCCUCAUCAGUGUCUAUUUUGCUCUGUGCCUGUCCCUGAUGGUGAUCAGCCUGCUGGAAUCCAUCUUCCUCACCUACAUUCUGAAUCUGGUUACUACAAAGCCCCCACCCAUGCCCCGCUGGCUCCAUUGGCUGCUGCUGCGCUAUCUCAGAGCAACGGACUGCUACAAGAAGUCCCAAAAGGAGAGUGGGGGUCCUGAUCCCAAGCCCCUGCACCUGCCUGGCCUGGAGGAGCCUGGGGUGAAGGCAGGCCCAGCUAAGGCUCGGCUCAGUGGAGACCCCCAAUCCCCGUGGGCGCAGCUGGAACAUCAGCAGAAAGUUGACAUCUGGGUGAAAUUCAGUCUUAUUCUGGACACUUUCCUCUUCUGGAUCUACUUGGCAUUCAUGACUUCUUCUCUACUCACAGUCAUUGUCCUCUGGAUCAACUAGAAAAAUGCCCCCUCCCCACCAGCACACGCCACACCAGCUUCCAAGCUCCUUGUCUUUGUGGACUGCCAGAAUUCAUCCUCUUGUCUGAGCUGCAACGACCUCCCACUUGCCUGCUGCAGGAGACUAGCUCUAUCCCUUCCUUCCAGCCGGCUUCAGCUCAACCCUAUUUCCUUUCAAUUGAGUGUCCUUCCUUCUAAUUUCCUAUAGUUUCUUUCAACCUGGUGAUUCAUCUCAGCUGCCCUGUAAUUGAAUUGACUUAAUUAAUCCCUUUGCAGGAAAUAAUUGCUCCUUGAGAUAUUAUAUUACUGGGAAGGACAAUUCUUGGAUCCAGUCAGUUAUUCUAGAAAGAUAAGAAUAGACUAUUUUUUAAAGCCUCCUAGCAUCUAUUUUUAAGUUAAAAAUAGAAUUUUAAUCGU